AGCGUUGUUGACAUCCCUGAAGGCUGCGGCGCCGGACUGAGCCCGGAGUCUCGCUGAUCGCGCCAUGACAGAGGUGGAGGAAACCCUAAAGCGGAUCCAGAGCCACAAAGGGGUUAUUGGAACUAUGGUUGUAAAUGCAGAAGGAAUUCCAAUCCGGACAACCUUGGACAACUCGACCACAGUCCAGUACGCAGGUCUCCUCCAUCAGCUCACGAUGAAAGCCAGGAGCACGGUCCGCGACAUCGACCCCCAGAACGACCUAACUUUCCUCAGGAUCAGAUCAAAGAAACAUGAAAUCAUGGUAGCUCCAGAUAAGGAGUAUCUUCUGAUCGUCAUUCAGAAUCCGUGUGAAUAGACCUGCCGUGGCAGCCGAGGCAGCCCUGGUGACACUGCGCUGGAAACACUUCACUAUCUGAUGAUUAUUAAAUUACACUCCCACCCACCUGACCCUCUGGACAUUCUUUUCUAUGUUUACCUUUAAAUCGUUCUACAGGUCCCAUUUAGUCCCUUUUGAUUAUAUGGUGAAGUUGUACUUUUGCUAUGUAAUAAAUGAAU
Molecule: messenger RNA, 555 nt
Organism: Otolemur garnettii (small-eared galago)
Lineage: Eukaryota; Metazoa; Chordata; Mammalia; Primates; Galagidae
Gene: DYNLRB2
Product: dynein light chain roadblock-type 2
Exons: 4
Coding region: 65-355 (96 amino acids)
Biological process (GO): microtubule-based movement
Cellular component (GO): cytoplasmic dynein complex; cytoplasm; centrosome
Molecular function (GO): dynein intermediate chain binding
Source: RefSeq, a predicted model, not a curated record